Molecule: messenger RNA, 3528 nt
Organism: Oikopleura dioica
Lineage: Eukaryota; Metazoa; Chordata; Appendicularia; Copelata; Oikopleuridae
Source: the annotation of a GenBank genome assembly
AUGUCGUUAUUGUCGCAAAUCAGAUCGAGAAGUCCGCCACUAGAGCACUUUGAGAAAAAUGGAAAAAGACAGAAUGGAGUCGAUUUGGGCAGCAUAGAAAAGCUCAUAUCAGCGGAAACCGUAGAGGAGAAAAAUAUAAUCUGGCAGAAGCUAAAAGAGUCCUCUGACUUGACGACUCUUGUUCAUUCACCAGCUACGAUGAAAUUUCUCAACUCAUGUGUCCGAGAGAGCAGUGAGGGUAGCUGGCCGGAGAGUAUUAUCAUUGACCUGUUAUCGCUUGGAUGCUCUGGUCCCCAUGUUGUCGGCAUGCUCGAUGUCGCCAAUCAACGGGCAGCAAUUGAUAUUGUUACAGCCGCCAAGGACCCGUGUUUCCCGGAACGCGUGUUGGUUUGGUCAAUAGCUGCGGCCAUAGAAAAAGCCGCUAAAUCGGAAUCAAAUGAUGCAGAUUCAAUCCGGGAGCUCGAUUUCCUUCUCAAACGCGAAUUCUCCCACAACUAUCUUGUCGGAGCGCUGAAAGCUCUCGACACGACCAAAGCAGUUGCUCUUUUGGACUUUUUGACGGCGAAAAUUCGACUCUGUCCUAUAAAACCAGAUCAAGAAAAGGCGGGAAUAAAUCAAAUAUCGCGAUGGGUUGGAGCGGUGAUUGAUGCUCACCCAAGCACGUAUUCGGACGAGGAUAAUGCAAAGAUGCUUAUGGAGGCUCUAUCUGUGGUUCAGGACAAGAUUCUCAUCGGAAUCGAGAUAAGCUACGUAUUAAAGAUGAGCAUGAAUUAUCAGCUCUAUCGGAACACUACGCUAGGAACUACGCUCAUUGAUUCUCUCGACGAGUUGCAGCAGCAGGGCGCAAUCUCCCACAGUCUCCGGAUGAAGGUUCUCGAAGAAUUCGACAAAGCAAUUAACUACGCCCUGGCGAACAAAGUGCGCAACCGAAUCACUUUCAAGGGCAAACUCAAUACGUAUCGCUUCUGUGACAAUGUCUGGACUUUCGUGAUCGAAGACGCCGAGUUCCGAGAAGUGAUCGACUGCAUCAAUGUGCCAAAAGUAAAAGUGGUCGCCUGCGAUGGCAAAGGAAACACGGUCAACAACCGCCAAUCACGCUUGCUGAUCCGAGAACAGGACCGUACCGGUUUUCAGCCACUUACAAGCUCAAUUCUUAAAGCGGAAACUCCUGGCUCACUGCCUUAUUUACCUGCCAAUAGUGUGACAACAAGAUUUGUCCGGACUGCUACCAAUAAACAGAAAUGUCCCGUCUAUCAGAUUGUGUGGACUCCAGAUGGCCGGCGUUUGGUCACUGGUGCGGCUAGUGGCGAGUUUACGUUGUGGAAUGGAAUGGCAUUCAAUUUCGAAACGAUUUUGCAGGCGCAUGAUCAGCCCGUCCGCGCAAUGUGCUGGUCAAACGACGGGAUCUGGCUAGCUACAGGCGAUCAUCAAGGAUACAUCAAGUACUGGCAGCAGAAUAUGAACAACUGCUGCAUGUUCCAAGCGCACAAGGAUCAACCCUGCCGCGGGAUCUCCUUUUCGCCAACAGACGUCAAAUUCGCAAGUUGCUCAGACGAUGGAACCGUCAGAAUAUGGGACUUUUAUCAUCACACUGAAGAAAAAAUUCUACGAGGCCACGGCUCAGACGUGAAAAAGGUCGACUGGCAUCCGCACAAAGGCCUAAUUGCAUCAGGAUCGAAAGACUUGCAAACGCCGAUAAAGCUUUGGGAUCCAAAAGCGGGCAAAUCAAUCACAACUCUUCACUGUCACAAAGGAACUGUCAUGGACAUCCAGUGGAAUAGAAAUGGACAUUGGUUGGCGAGCGCAGCUAGAGAUCAUCUUGUAAAAGUUUUUGACAUUCGAAAUCUGAAGACACAUUAUCAAGUGUUGAGAGGGCACAGAAAAGAAGCAUCCUCGCUUGCUUGGCAUACACAACAUGAGGGCCUACUGGCGACCGGUGGUUCAGAAGGAUCAAUUAUUUAUUGGAUGAUCGGCGAAGAUCAGCCGGUUGGCCAAGUUGAUGGCGGCCACGAGUCUUUGAUCUGGACAAUGGCUUGGCACCCGCUUGGUCACGUUCUUGCUACUGCUUCGAAUGAUCAUUCUACGAAAUUCUGGUCUCGCCAACAGACAACGGAACUAGUCGCGAAGGACUACCCAAAGAAUGAGACAGAAAUGCUCGCAGAAAUCAGUAAACAAGUUCGACUAGAAUCCGGACUAGAAGAUGAGACAGAGAUAGAAGAAGAGAUAGAAAUACCCGGUCUUGAUGGAUUUGAAGAUGGGGCACCUCCGAAUGUCUUCCAGUCGAUGGCAAACGAGUAUUACAAUAAUAGCGAACAAACCUUUAGAACCGGAUUAACUCUUCACAACACACCCGUUCCACAAGAAGAAUUGCCCAGCUUCGAAAAGAAGAAAGCAUUUGCUAAACCAGUGCCAAAGGAAUUCGCGAAUGCAUGGGACAGCAACAGGGAAGGAGAAGGAAACAUUCCAGAAAAGAACAAUCCAGGUCAUUCUGGAGGUUUCAAUGGCGGGAGUCAGCAAAGAUUUCGACAGGAGCUUCAUCCGUACAAUCCUCACAUGCAAGGCCAUAGAGGUGGAUAUAAUCAUGGAGGACGAGGAAGAGGUGGCUUCAGAGGAGGUCAUCAUAAUCACCAUCAGGCUGGAUUUGCCGGAGACGAGGUGCCAAAAUGUAACUUCCGAAAUUACGUCGCUCGCCCGAAACACACGCGAAUCAUGCAGGGCGCAAUCGAGGGUGACAAUUUUAUCGGCUCAACCGCCGAGGAUCACAGGGAAAAAAUGGCUGAGAUCUUCUUCGAAUCAUUCAACGUCCCCGCUCUCUACGUUUCAGUACAAGCAGUUCUAUCACUUUACUCUUCCGGACGAACGACUGGUGUCGUCCUCGACAUCGGAGAUGGUGUUUCUCAUUCUGUGCCAAUUUAUGAAGGAUUCGCUCUCAAGCACUCAAUCACUAGAAGCGACAUUGCCGGUCGCGAUAUCACUCGUCAUUUGCAGCUUUUAUUGAGGAAAGAAGGCCAUAAAUUCAUUACAUCGUCAGAAAUGGAAGUUGUUCGUCAGAUCAAAGAAAAAGCAUGUGUUAUUUCUCUGCUGGGAAAAGAAGAAACUGAGGAUCAAAAUCGCGAAUAUCAACUUCCAGACGGCGAAAAAAUUCAAAUCGGCAGCUCGAAAUUUAAGGCACCAGAGAUUCUCUUCAAUCCAGAAUUGAUUGGCUCGGAAGAACUUGGAGUUCAUGAUUUGUUAUACAACUCUAUCAGAAAGUCUGACCUUGAUCUCAGAAAAACCCUUUACCAAAAUAUUGUUCUAUCCGGUGGUUCGACUUUAUUCAGAGGACUUGGCGAUCGGCUUCUUUCGGAAUUACGGCGACCAUCGCCAAAGGACACGAAAAUCCGAAUCUCGGCUCCUCAAGAGCGACUUUACGCGACUUGGAUUGGUGGCUCGAUUCUAGCAUCGCUGGACAACUUCAAAAGAAUUUGGGUGACCAAGAAAGAGUGGGAAAGUGAAGGCGCCCGAGCUCUUCACAGAAAAACUUUAUAA